GGCUUUCUUCUCCGCACAGCUGCCCCUCUACUACCCAUACGGCGUGCUCAAGAGGCGGGAUUAGGAAAAUUCUUCCCAAAUUAGGAAGAGAAACAGUUAUUCAGUUCAAUUUAGAAGUGCCAGGUUCCACUAUCCCAGGUUCCCCCCACCCCCUCCAUGUCCACCCCGCGCUUAGUCCUAGAAAGACAAAACGCUAUUCAUCUCCUGUAGAACUGCCAGCCAAAAAGCGUCCAUUCGCGCUCUUUAUUCUGGUCGGCACAGCAGCUAUCGCGGGAUCUACAUCUAGAAACUUGGGGCUGCAACCCAAGGCUCGCGACACUACUUCUGAAGGCUCGGACUAGAACUGCCCAGCUGCCUCCAAGACUUUCUUUUCCUUUAUUACUCCCAGGGUACAGCGCGCCGAGACUACUAGGUUUCAGACCGGAACCGGAAAAUCGGGAGGCGGGUUCUCCCCCAGCCCGGACCGGAAAGCGCCGUUGAGCCCGAGCCGGAAGACGGCCUCGGCCGCUACCCCCACCACGGCUCCCCGGGCCCCCGGGUCCCCGGACUGUCGUUGUCCGGGCUGAAGGUCGGUCCGGACGACGGAGGACGCAGACCUCCGGACUGUCGGGGCGGUCUCCUGACAGGGCCCCCCGGCUGCCGAGAGGGAUCAUGUCUACUGCCUCCGCUGCCUCCUCCUCCUCCUCUUCCUCUGCGGGUGAGAUGAUUGAGACCCCCUCACAGGUCCUCCGCUUCGAAGAAAUCGAUUAUAAGGAGAUCGAGGUGGAAGAGGUUGUUGGAAGAGGAGCCUUUGGAGUGGUGUGCAAGGCUAAAUGGAGAGCAAAAGAUGUGGCCAUUAAACAAAUAGAAAGUGAAUCUGAGAGAAAAGCCUUUAUUGUAGAGCUUCGGCAAUUAUCCCGUGUAAACCAUCCAAAUAUUGUGAAGUUAUAUGGAGCCUGUUUAAAUCCAGUAUGUCUUGUAAUGGAAUAUGCUGAAGGAGGCUCUUUAUAUAAUGUGCUACAUGGUGCCGAGCCCUUGCCAUACUACACUGCUGCCCAUGCAAUGAGCUGGUGUUUACAGUGUUCCCAAGGAGUGGCCUAUCUUCACAGUAUGCAACCAAAAGCUCUAAUUCACAGAGACUUGAAACCACCCAACUUGCUGCUGGUUGCAGGGGGGACAGUUCUAAAAAUUUGUGAUUUUGGUACUGCCUGUGACAUUCAGACACACAUGACCAACAACAAGGGAAGUGCUGCUUGGAUGGCACCUGAAGUUUUUGAAGGUAGCAAUUACAGUGAAAAAUGUGAUGUCUUCAGUUGGGGCAUUAUCCUUUGGGAAGUAAUAACCCGUCGGAAACCUUUUGAUGAGAUUGGUGGUCCAGCUUUCCGCAUAAUGUGGGCUGUUCAUAAUGGUACUCGACCUCCACUGAUCAAAAAUUUACCCAAACCUAUUGAAAGCUUAAUGACUAGGUGUUGGUCAAAGGAUCCUUCUCAGCGACCUUCCAUGGAGGAAAUUGUGAAAAUAAUGACUCACUUGAUGCAGUACUUUCCAGGAGCAGAUGAGCCAUUACAAUAUCCUUGUCAGUAUUCAGAUGAAGGACAAAGUAACUCUGCCACAAGCACAGGUUCAUUCAUGGAUAUCACUUCUACAAAUACCAGUAACAAGAGUGACACUAAUAUGGAACAAAUUCCAGCGACAAAUGAUACCAUUAAGCGCUUAGAAUCAAAAUUGUUGAAAAAUCAAGCCAAACAACAGAGCGAUUCUGGGCGUUUAAGCUUGGGAGCAUCUCGAGGGAGCAGUGUGGAAAGCUUGCCACCAUCAUCAGAGGGCAAGAGGAUGAGUGCUGACAUGUCUGAAAUAGAAGCAAGAAUAGCUGCUACCACAGCCUGUUCCAAGCCUAAACGGGGCCAUCGUAAAACUGCUUCAUUUGGCAACAUUCUGGAUGUCCCUCAGAUCGUCAUAUCAGCAGGCAACGGACAGCCAAGGCGUAGAUCCAUUCAAGACUUGAGUGUUACUGGAACAGAACCCAGUCAGGUGAGUAGUAGGUCAUCCAGUCCUAGUGUCAGAAUGAUCACUACCUCAGGACCAACUUCUGAAAAACCAACAAGGAGCCAUCCCUGGACCCCUGAUGAUUCUACAGAUACUAAUGGAUCAGAUAACUCCAUCCCAAUGGCCUACCUUACACUGGAUCACCAACUACAGCCACUAGCACCAUGCCCAAACUCCAAAGAAUCCAUGGCUGUGUUUGAACAGCAUUGUAAAAUGGCCCAAGAAUAUAUGAAAGUUCAAACAGAAAUAGCAUUACUGUUGCAGAGAAAGCAAGAACUAGUAGCAGAAUUGGACCAGGAUGAAAAAGACCAGCAAAAUACAUCUCGUCUGGUACAAGAACAUAAAAAGCUUUUAGAUGAAAAUAAAAGUCUUUCUACAUACUACCAGCAAUGCAAAAAACAAUUAGAGGUCAUCAGAAGUCAGCAACAAAAACGGCAAGGCACUUCAUGAUUCCCUGGGACCUUGGAUUUGAAAAUUGCACACAGAAAGACUUGGGGGGGUGGGGAGGGCAUUAGUACUUAUAAUUCAUGAGUGUUAGCUUCUUGAUGUGUUCUGAAUGCCUACUCCCUAUAUUUGCUGCAUUUGUUACAUCAUUUAUUUUCCUAUUCUUCUGGUGGACAUGCAGUUCAGUAAUCCUAUUGAAUAACAUGGAACAUCCAUGACUUGAACAAGCAGCAGAACUCAACAUUAAGGCAGAUACAGUGAAUCAUGACUGCAUGCUUAUUGUGUGAAGGCUAGCCUGACAGAAAGAGAAGGUGGGUUACAAUGGCUGCUAUCUUGAAGAUCUUUUGGGGUUUCAUAUUAGGAUGUUACCUCAGUAAGGACAAAACAAAAACAUAUCUCAUCUCAAACAAAUUUAAAAUAUCACUUUUAGAUGAAAAGAAGCAUUAUCCCAAGUUUAAAGACAAAGUACUGUCCUAAAAUAAUUGCAGAGACAUUUACCCUAUAGGCAAGAUAUAAAAUGGAAGGCAAUCUGAUACCAACACCUCUGCCUUAGUGAUUUCCUUCCAUAAUAUUUUUGGAGGUAAGUAAGUAGCUUUUGCUUCACUUUAGAAAAGGAGCAGUUUAGCCUUGUCUUAUUGAACUGCAAUUUGAUGGCGCUACAAUAAGCAAAAUGUCUCUUUUUUAAAAAUGUUUUUAAUUCAGUCUGAUUGUAUGUAUGCAUGGGCUGAAACCUUAGCACUUUUGUGCCUCUCAUAGCUCUUAAACUGAAAAACCUAAUCAAAAUGAUCCCAUCCUAAAUGAUCAUUCUUUCCACAGUAAUAUUUGGCUGGUUUUGUGCUACUAUUCAGAAAGCUUUGGGAAAAGAAGCAGAAUUCCUCACAGAUGCAAUGUUGUUCUGUGUCAAAAGACUUGCACUUGAUAGAAAAAAGGAAUCUACCAAGUGAGGAAUAAAAGGUAAAAGCAAACAGCAUCAAUUCAACAAACUCUCUGUUCCAAAAAUGUGAGUGAUGUCUGCUCCAAGCAAGCCUGUCCUAGAGCAAAUGCCUUAAGAGAAAAGGAUCCACACUUCAUCAGCUAGAAAUGGGGGAUGAGAGAGAAAAAGAGAGAGUGAGUGAGUGUUUGAGUGUGUGUCAGUCUGUCGUGUCCACAAUCAUGUAGACAGAAAUAACUUUAAGGUAGUAACAAAAGAUCAUGGAGCACUUAGAAUUUUCAUAGACAGUAAUGUCUCUUCAGCUGGCAUCAAAGUCAGUCCAAGUGGAUAUGCUAUUAUUCUCAGAUUUCUAAAUUUGUAUUUUCUGAGGAGAAAACUUUUAAAAAAGCAGGUUGCUGUGUCAUCAAAAUACCCAAAAAAUAACUGAAAUUUUUAUUUGAGUUGUUUAGUUAUUCGGAUAUAUUUCAAAUGAGCCUUUAUUUAGUCUGAAGGACCUUAAUGUCAGAGCUGUUGAUUAAAAUUUGAGUCAUAAAAAUGACAUUUUUUCUUCCCAGUAAGUUUCAUGGUAUGUGGGUUUGUGUGCAUAUGCAUGUGUUCAUGUACACAAGCAUUUGUAUAUGUUUGAGAGAGAAAAUAGGUAUCAUAAAGAUGAAAGAUGAUUUGUUACUAAAAAUUGUCAUUUUUAGCUUAAAUGUAUUAUUGGGAAGUCUCUGGAAUCUAAAAUUUCUCUUUUUUUUUAAAUAAAGGUAGGGUUAUCAUUCCCAAAUAAUUUGAUUAGCUAGCCGAAACUGAUAUUGGGAUCAACUUAAGGCCACAUAUAUUUAUAGCAAAAUGUAAUUGGCAGAGAAAAUAACUAGAAAUAUGAAGAGCACAGUUAUCCAAAGCAUUGCUGCUUUCAUACAUCUGUCAGUCUGAUGAAAUGGACUCAGUCCAUGAUCAGUGAUUUUCAUAACAUUUCAAAGCUUGAUGCAUAGCAGCAUGGAUGCAAAGGCAUGAUUUCUCCUGCAUGGUUAAUAACGGCAGAUGACAGAUCAUAUCUCUGGAUAUCAACUGGUUAUUGCUGUAUCACAUCGCCACCCAUAUAUAAAAGGGGAAAUCAAAUUUCUUGAGCUUAUGUGAAGGUCAUGCUAGUUUGAGGACAUGGUACAUAAUUUAAAUGGCCAUUUAGAGCAGUUGCUUCUUUGUUUACAGUCAACUCGUAUUUUUAAGUACUGUAGUUUUCCUAUACAUUGAGUGAAAUUCAACUUGUUUAGUUCUUAAGUAGUUUGUAUUGCCAGUCUAAAGUCGUGUGUUUAUUUUCUUGUUUUUGUUUUAACAUGGGAGUAGACAGUGCCUAAUUAUCCUUGGUCAUGGGAGACAGGGAUAGAUGGCAUGGAUCAUGUAAAUCCCUAUGUAAUCCCCAAACUUUAUGUUAACCAAUCACCACCCUCAAUCCAAACUUCUAAAUGGAAUUUUAUCAAAAAGCCAAAUUCCAUUCUACUUUUUACCUUCUUGCCUUGACCAUCAUAGAUGAGUGAAGUUGAGAAGGAAGGAAGGCAAGAAUUCUAGGUGAUGUACCAACUAAAGGAUUAAACUUUGAUUACUAAAAGUUGGCUUUACCUAUGUAACCUUUGCCUACCAUAAAAUGACCUGUGAAGACAUACUUUGUUCAUCUAAGAUCUAUGCAGUAGCAAUGACUUUUUGAGUCACAAAAGUCAACCACCAGUAUUUUCCUUUUGGCAACAUUAGCAUGUUCAAAACACUUUUGUUAUACAGUUGUUUACAAAUGUUGUUCUUGUCUUUUUUGUUUAAAUAUUUUAACGUGUUGACUAUUUUUCAUGUUACUCUUAUGUUCCUAAUUAACAUCCCUCCAUAUAUUCAUAGAGAUGAAGUAUCUAUUUUUCUUCCUCACCCCACCUCUUUUUAAAUCUGACUUUCACAUCCUUGUUUCUGCCCUAAAAAAUUGAUGAAUUACUACUUAUAUCAUGCAGAAUUUUUAUGUAAGAUAUUGUGUAAUGCCAUUAUCCUUCUGUAUUCCAUGUGACUCUAACCCCAAAAAUGCUUUUUUUAGAUUUAUUUUUGUUUUUGAUGAAAAAUUGAAGAUUGUAAUUCAAAACUUGUAUAUAAAACGACAAGUGAUUUCAUAUGAUAAAGGAAUGAGCUAUGUGGCUUUCUGCUGCAAUAGUGUAAUUACCUUACAAAAAAAGCUAAUAAAAACUGAUCAUUUUCAGUAA
Messenger RNA from Monodelphis domestica (gray short-tailed opossum), 5613 nucleotides. RefSeq names its product mitogen-activated protein kinase kinase kinase 7 (gene MAP3K7). The record is from RefSeq and is a predicted model, not a curated record. Gene Ontology annotation, biological process: protein phosphorylation; positive regulation of canonical NF-kappaB signal transduction; JNK cascade. Gene Ontology annotation, molecular function: ATP binding; MAP kinase kinase kinase activity; magnesium ion binding. NCBI's taxonomy places the organism in Eukaryota, Metazoa, Chordata, Mammalia, Didelphimorphia, Didelphidae.